CGAAGUCAUAGCAAAUCAAGGUGCAGAGAAUGUGGAACGAGUGCUGGUUACAAACGGUUAUCCAAGGAGCAGUUGAAUAUCCAGAUCCAAUUGCACAGAAAACAUGUUUCAUCAUCCUCUCCAAGUUGGUAGAACUCUGGGGAGGUAAAGAUGGACCAGUGGGAUUUGCUGAUUUUGUUUAUAAGCACAUUGUCCCCGCAUGUUUCCUAGCACCUUUAAAACAAACCUUUGACCUGGCAGAUGCACAGACAGUGUUGGCUUUGUCUGAGUGUGCGGUAACAUUGAAAACAAUUCAUCUCAAACAGGGCCCAGAAUGUGUUCAGUAUCUUCAACAAGAAUACCUGCCUUCCUUGCAGGUAGCUCCAGAAAUAAUUCAGGUAAGAGCUGUCAGAGCAGAUACUCCUCUUAAUUUAAUUAAAGAAAUAUGACUAUGUAGUUCGAUCUAAAUUUUGAUUCAAGAAAGUUAAACUGCAAAAAAAAAAAAAGAAAAAGAAAAAAACCGCAUUCAACUUGAUGUU
This is a messenger RNA of Ailuropoda melanoleuca (giant panda), 518 nucleotides long. Its product is annotated as exportin-T-like. Gene Ontology annotation, molecular function: small GTPase binding; tRNA binding. Gene Ontology annotation, cellular component: nuclear pore; nuclear matrix; cytoplasm. The record is from RefSeq and is a predicted model, not a curated record. The transcript has 2 exons. The coding region runs from base 30 to 428 and encodes 132 amino acids. NCBI's taxonomy places the organism in Eukaryota, Metazoa, Chordata, Mammalia, Carnivora, Ursidae. Gene Ontology annotation, biological process: tRNA re-export from nucleus.